This is a messenger RNA of Klebsormidium nitens, 1283 nucleotides long. The record is from the annotation of a GenBank genome assembly. NCBI's taxonomy places the organism in Eukaryota, Viridiplantae, Streptophyta, Klebsormidiophyceae, Klebsormidiales, Klebsormidiaceae.
UUGCAUUUUUAAAGUGUCAGUUCGAGCUGGCUGAUGCUCGAAGAACGGGUGGCGGUUCAGCUGUCGCUGGCCUGCCCGUCAAAAACUUGGAGCUACCUAUUCGAAAGGGAUACAGAAACUAAAUCUGUAAAUAUUCUCGAAGCUGGUUCUGUGGAGAAGGAUCCUGAUCAAUGCUAUGUACAGCAGGCCCACAAUCAAAGCAGAAGACAUCGUCCCUUCAACGGCUAUCGUUGAAAGGGCUUCUGCGAAAGGAGCGCUCUCUGGAUGCUUAUGCAGAGAAGGGUUUAGGAUCGAUAUUAAGAAUCUAUGACCGAUGUUGAUUAUCUGCGCACACCAGCAGGAAUGAGAUAGGCAAAAUGAUGAGCAGCUUUUCAAGUGUAUGCAAGUGAAAAUGAUGCUGCGGCCUCUGGAAAGCCGGUCGUGAUCAUACUAAGUAUAACGUCUUGCACUGUACCUGGUUCACCAGAGUUCCUUCCAACAUGACAUCACAGCUGCCCCCUGUGAGGGCAGCUAAGCGGCUGGGAGGCAUGGCCGACAUCCUGGCAACAGCCUCCAGUUUGGGUCUGGAGCCUCAAGUCGAGGGCAAGGAAGAGGGUCAGCCCAACGAGUGCCAAUUCAGCCAGCCCUUCAUACGCCUUCUGAAGGAGAUAUCAGACAUACAGAGGACGCUUGUGAAGUUGGAUGUGGAGGUCAAAACGCGCCAGCUAGAAGCAGAGACAGCGCAUCUGACCCACUUGUCAGAGCUCCAAAUGAAAGCAGAUGCCCUGAAAGAGGCCACAGAUGCUCUGCAAAGCAUUAUCCAGAACAAGGACCGCCUUGUUGCCAAGCUCCAGCAGCCCUACUCAGUGGACAGCGUCCCAGUGGAGACUGCCUUCCAGGCUGACUUUCAAGCACUGCUCCAGCAAGCUGCCUCGGACUGCGCAGCCCUGCAAAGCGCAGCUGAGGACGUCCGAUGGAUGCAGGCCUUUAAUGCGGAGCCUGACACGUGGCAGGAGCACCUGCGGAGCGUACCCGCUGCAUUGGCCUCCUGUACGAGAUACUCGGAAGCGCUGUCGUCAAUGAGAGAAGCGAUAAACAAUGUUCAUCAAGCUCACACCAGACGGGCUGAGAGAAGACCAGGAUGACCAAGACGGUCAUUCUGCGCAGUGCCUACGCAUGUGAGGCUCUUCUUCCAACAGUGAUUGUAUCCAUAUAAACAGAACAUCUACCGCGUGCCGGAGAAGCCUGUGGCCCAAGUGGCUAGCGUUUUGAAGAGAGAAGAGAUCUGGAUUGUUAAGUCCGCC